This is a messenger RNA of Rotaria sp. Silwood2, 516 nucleotides long. The record is from the annotation of a GenBank genome assembly. NCBI's taxonomy places the organism in Eukaryota, Metazoa, Rotifera, Eurotatoria, Philodinida, Philodinidae.
AUGAUCAUUGAUUCGUCUAGGUAUCCAUCAAUGUAUAUUACUACACAAUUUCAAUCUUUCUUUAUGAAAUAUAUAUCUUCAACUUUAUCUCUUUUACCAUUGAUUGAUAAUGAGGAAGAUUUUUUUGUUUUACGUAAAAAAUUACUCACACAACCGUCGAUUCCACAAGUAUUAGUCAUCAAAAGUGUAGCUUCAAUCGAUACCAUGAUUAAUAACAAAAUUAUGGAAGAUGAUGGAAAAAUAAAAAGAAAAGAAAAGGACUAUAAAUUCAACCGUCAAAUUAUUAUUCAUUGUACACAUGAGGCAAGAUUUGAAGGUUUACAACGACAUAUACAUGAGAUCCAUGAUGACUUCUUCAAAAAUACAGAUUAUGGAGAUAUUCGAUUAAUUGUCGGGCAUCGAAAUAAUCCAAAUUUGGAAUUUGAACUUGCACGUAAACGUCCACAUUCGUCCAUACUGAAGAAUUUAACACCCACCAAAAAACAAAAACCCAAUGAACUUCCUCCAACAGCCUAA